Paramormyrops kingsleyae is the source of this 1718-nucleotide messenger RNA. Lineage: Eukaryota; Metazoa; Chordata; Actinopteri; Osteoglossiformes; Mormyridae. The record is from RefSeq and is a predicted model, not a curated record.
AAACCAGCCAACACCAAAUACAAGCAGACCAAGUUGUUUUCAGGAUCCUCAGUGGUGCAACAAAGAAGAUUAGAUGAGCUGAUUGUUUCCUAUGUUGUUCAAGGUAUGCAUCCACUCUCAACAGUUGAGCAGAAGGAAUUUAUUGAUUUGAUUCAGGGACUUAGCCCACACUCAUCUGUGAUGUCAAGGAGAACACUGUGCAGAAGAAUUGAUUGUGAAUUUGAUUCAAAAAUUAGUAGCGUAAAAGACUUGUUGAAAACAACCAAACAUCUUUGCACCACGGCUGACAUCUGGUCCACUAGUGUGUCUAGUUUCAUAGGAGUCACAGCUCACUGGGUUCAUAAUGACACAUUGGAACGCCAGUCUGUGACAUUGGCUUGCAGACAUUUUCCAAGUCCACACACAUAUAACCAAAUUGCUGAAGUGUUGGAUGAAAUCCACUCUGAAUUUGGGCUGUCACAUGAGUGCAUUGUGGCCACAGUGACAGACAACGGGUCUAAUAUUGUAAAGGCCUUUAAAGAGUUUAGCAUCACUAUAGAAGAGCAAGAUGAGGAAGAUGGUAAUGAGGAUCUGUCUUUUGUACACAUUGAUUCAUCAGUUCCAGAGUAUAAUGAGAAUGGAAUUGUUUUGCCAACCCACUUGAGGUGUGCAUGCCACACCUUGAGUUUAGUGGCCACCACAGAUGCAAAGAUAGCCAUCAGAGACAAUCCUAGUCUCUCUCGUCUCAACAAUGCCACAAUGGGUAAAUGUUCUGCAUUAUGGAAUGCAUCAGGCAGACCAAAGAGUGCCGAGAAGCUCUCUGAGGUGUUAAACUGCGGGUUGAUCACACCAUGUCCAACACGAUGGAACUCUCUCUAUGACAGUCUCAACCAGUUGAACACUCAAAGAGGAAAACUUGGAGAUAUCAUGUUGAAAUUGAACCUACCUUCCUUCAGGGAUGCUGAACUAGAUUACCUGGAGGAGUACACCAAAAUCUUGAAGCCCUUUGCAGUCGCCAUUGAUCGAUUACAGGACCAGUCAUCCUGCUAUUAUGCUGAGCUUCUUCCCACCCUGUUUGCUGUGAAAUCUAAACUUGAAGCUUUACGUUCCUCCAAUUUCAGAUACUGUUCUCACCUUUUGCAAGCCAUUAUGGAUGGUUUCAGAAGCAGAUUCAGCAGCUUUCUACAACUUAAACCAGAAGUCAAUGAGGCAAUCCUGGCAAGUGUAACCCAUCCAUACUUCAAAAUGCGCUGGCUACCCCAGCAAUUGUCAGGGGAAAAAAAACGAAUCCAUGAACUAAUGAUCCAGUCAGCAGCAGACCUUGGGCUUGUCAUGGAGAGUGGGUCAAGUUCAACAACUGCUGAUGGUGAAGUGGAAGACUUUUUUGUCUUUACUGAAGAUGUUGAGGUCUCUGGCAAGUCUACACACAGCAAAGCUGAACUGGAGACAUUGCACUUUCUAGAAGAUCAGAGAAAGGAGUUGGAAGUCUUGGACCAGUAUCCACUUAUUAGACAACUGUUUGUGAGGUUCAACACAAUCAUCCCCUCUUCAGCUCCUGUAGAACGCUUGUUUUCAUUUGCAGGCUUAAUCAAUAGGCCACACAGACGACGCCUGAAACCCAAUCUUUUUGAAAAGCUGGUAGUGCUAAAGGGUAUCGAAUAGAUGGAUAUCUGAAACACACAGUCAAGACCGCCUAAAUCAAGACCAAGACACUACCAAGACCAGAGGGUAUCGAGACC